UUCAUGAGUUCGCCCAGCCUCAGUGACCUGGGCAAGAGAGAGCCGGCCGCCGCCGACGAGCGGGGCACGCAGCAGCGCCGGGCCUGCGCCAACGCCACCUGGAACAGGAAAUGAGGGACUGAUCAGAAUCCCCCGCUGUCAGCGGCUGGGAUCUAAAACAGUCCAGCCAGGAAGUCACUGUCCAGGGACAUCCGUGUUCCUAUCUCAGCUGGGGCAGAAUGAGCAUACACAACGGGGUGAUUGCUGUCUUCCAGCGCAAGGGCCUUCCCGACCAGGAGCUCUUCACCCUCAACGAGGGCGUCCGGCAGCUGCUGAAGACAGAGCUGGGAUCCUUCUUCACAGAGUGCCUGCAGAACCAGCUGCUGACGAAAGGCAUGGUGAUCCUUCGAGACAAGAUCCGCUUCUAUGAGGGGCAGAAGCUGCUGGACUCUCUCGCAGAGACCUGGGACUUCUUCUUCGGUGACGUGCUGCCCACCCUGCAGGCCAUCUUCUACCCCGUGCAGGGCAAGGAGCCAUCGGUGCGCCAGCUGGCCCUGCUGCACUUCCGGAACACCAUCACCCUCAGUGUGAAGCUGGAGGAUGCGCUGGCCCGCGCCCACGCCCGCGUGCCCCCCGCCAUUGCUCAGAUGCUGCUGGUGCUGCAGGGUGUGCAUGAGUCCAGGGGAGUGACUGAAGACUAUCUGCGCCUGGAGACGCUGGUCCAGAAGGUGGUGUCACCGUACCUGGGCACCUACGGCCUCUGCUCCAGUGAGGGCUCCUUCACCCACUCCUGCAUCCUUGAAAAGCGCCUCCUGCGCCGCUCUCGCUCUGGGGACGUCCUGGCCAAGAACCCAGUGGUGCGCUCCAAAAGCUACAACACGCCCCUGCUCAACCCUGUGGCCGAGCACGAGGCAGAGGGCUCAGCAGCCGGUGGCGCGAGCAUCCGCAGGCACUCCGUCUCCGAGAUGACGUCCUGCCCCGAUCCCCAGGGCUUCACAGACACACCUGGCCAGGGCCCUGCGGGAGCCUUCAGGUCCUCCCCAACACCGCACUCGGGGCCCUGCCCUGGCAGACUGUAUCCCCCUGCCCAGUCCCCGGAACAGGGCCCAGCUCAUGGUUCCCCACCCACCUCCAGCCCCGAGACGCUGGUGGACCAGAUCCUAGAGUCUGUGGACUCCGACUCCGAAGGCCUCUUCAUUGACUUUGGCAGGGGUGGCCGCUCUGGUGUGUCCGAUUUUGAGGAGACUGGGGGCCGGCAGAGCGUUGUGUGAGGGCUUGAAGUCAGCCUCAUGUUUUUACUGACCCUUCUCCCUCUCCUGUGUGUGUGUGUGUGUGCGUGCGUGUGUGCGUGUGUGACUUUUUUACUCUGUCUUGUCCUUGCCAUUCCCUUUGUCACUGCCUUGGUCACUUUACAUCACCUAGCCUGGUGGAAGAUCCACACCCACCUCCUCAGCCCAGCCCAGGUCUGCCUGAGGGCCCUGCUGGUGCCACCCAAGUAUGAAGUCAGCCUCUGAGAGUGGGGAGUGCCAUCCCCCUCAUGCCUGCCUGGCUCUCAGCGGCCACACCCACCCAGGAAUAUGUGAAACUGGUGCGUUCUGCCCACACCAGCCCAGCUCGGCGUCCAGUGACAUAACUCAAGCCACGGCUAGACCUGGAAGGCCGCCCCUCCUCCCUCCUCCUGGGGGUGGAAAGACAGCAGGAAGGCACAGAAUAAAGCUAAGGCUUCCAGGCCG
Molecule: messenger RNA, 1712 nt
Organism: Jaculus jaculus (lesser Egyptian jerboa)
Lineage: Eukaryota; Metazoa; Chordata; Mammalia; Rodentia; Dipodidae
Gene: Prr5
Product: proline rich 5
Exons: 9
Coding region: 219-1250 (343 amino acids)
Biological process (GO): TORC2 signaling
Cellular component (GO): TORC2 complex
Source: RefSeq, a predicted model, not a curated record